Molecule: messenger RNA, 3473 nt
Organism: Paralichthys olivaceus (Japanese flounder)
Lineage: Eukaryota; Metazoa; Chordata; Actinopteri; Pleuronectiformes; Paralichthyidae
Source: RefSeq, a predicted model, not a curated record
CAGAUGAUGAGCCUGACAGGAGGAGGAGUCAUCGCGUGAAGCGGGGCGGCGGAGCGCGUCCAGACCGAGCAGAGCAGCGUCUGUCCGGGUGUGAACUGAAACCUGUUGUAGCUGCAGUUUCAGACAUGUUCCCACUAAAGUGCUGAUGGGUCAAAAGCGUGCGAGACAGACAGACAGACAGACAGACAGACAGACAGAGCUGCAGGAGACUGAAUCAUUUCUUCCCAAGAAACACGUCAGCCAUCAUCACAGAGCCUUCAUGUGGACUGACAGUCCAAACAGAAGAUGGAGACAUGUUGAGUGGUGAGCUCCAGAUGUGAUGGGAGGACAGAGGUGGACAGCAGCUGGACAUGAGAUGAACUCGUGAAUAAAGAAUCCUCUGAGGAAAAGAAGAAGGGGAGAAGAUGAAGCUGAACGAACGCAGCGUGGCACACUAUGCCACCUGUGACUCCCCACCAGACAAGACAGGCUUCCUGUUCAAAAAGGGCGAGCGCAACACGGCUUAUCACCGGCGCUGGUUUGUCCUGAAAGGGAACAUGCUCUUCUACUUUGAGGAGCGUGACAGCCGAGAGCCCAUUGGCGUCAUCGUCCUGGAAGGAUGCACCGUGGAGCUGUGCGAGUCAGCCGAGGAGUUCGCCUUCGCCGUCAAGUUCGACUGUGCCAAAGCUCGCGUGUACAAGAUGGCUUCUGACAGUCAGGUGGCUAUGGAGUCAUGGGUGAAAGCUUUGUCCAGGGCCAGCUUUGACUACAUGAGGCUGGUUGUGAAAGAGCUGGAGAGGCAGCUGGAGGAGAUCCAGGAGGCUGCAGGAGGCAGCUGUGUCGGGGCUGCAGUCGGAGGCAUGCAGGGUAGGCCCAAACUGUCCAGACGAAACCAGGUUGCGCGGUCUAGGUCAGGAGCAUCUUCUUCUUCAUCCUCUUCAUCCUCUUUAUCAUCGUCAUCAAGUGCUCCUCCCAUGUUAGUCCCCUUCUCCGCUCAAAAGAGCAGCCAGGAUGAGGUGCAGCUUGUCUCUGGCUGCUCCAAAGAGAACGGGGUUGCAUGGAGUAAACCACCAGUUGCCUUGGCUAAUGGCUUUGUUGAGGGAGGGUCUUCCUGUGUGGCCUGGGAAGGCUGUGCAGACCCUGGGAGUAGCACUGUGAUCGGCUAUGGGGCAGAGGGUGUGAGGGCUCCACCAGUGCCACCGAGGAGAAGAGGAGCAUCUCUGGAAAGCCCCGUCUGCCCCGGCACCGUCUGCUUCUCCAAACUCCAUGACUGGUACGGCAAAGAGGUGGAGGACUUAAGAAUGCAGUGGCUGCAGAGCCAGUAAUGAUGAUGAAUGAAAUGGGUCAUUUAUUUUUCCACAUUAGAUCAUUCCUCCCUGAACAUCCUGAAAUGUUACACCCUUCUGGACUGAGCAGAAAGGCGAGGAAGCUUGGACCUAAUUCCAGAAUGCAGUCUUAACUCCAAUCAAAAAAGACAAAAACAAAAAUCUCCGAUUGAUUCCAAAUCUUGUCUGGCACAGGUGAAUCAGUCAGUCUUAAAGAAUAACACUAUCCACUAUACGGUCCAAGACUCUUUUAAAUUCCAAAUAGGCUUUUUUUUCUACAGUUUUGCACAUUGUCUUUUUUCCAAAGUACAACAUGACUUUUUCUUACAAGAUAUAAAGGGUUGGGGCCAUGUAAUGGAUAAAACUGAUUCAGACCUUUUCUGCCCAUCGAGCUUCUAAAUGUACUUGUGCAAUUGUUGUAGGGUCCAUUUUCUUUAAAGCGGUAGGAACACGAUCUAAAAUAAUGUUUUGCUGUAGUUACACAUACAAACUAUUAUACCAUGCAUCUGAAAAAGACCCCAAAAACAACAUGUAGCUGCUAAACUCAUCACAGUUUUGUCUUUUUCUGAUGGAAGGGAAAUAGGUUAUAUGCUAUUGAAACAACAAAGGUCACCUAAAUAACAAUCUAAUGACACAACAAAUCAAAGUAGAUCUUAAUGCUAUAGUGAUAUAUAUCAACCACGGGGCAUAGAAAAUCAGGUCUCUGGUGAUGUCCGGGUUAUUUACUGUGGAUGAUGAAACCGUAAACAUCUUAAGGUGCUUGAAUCAGGAAAUUAAGACGAUAAAAUUUAAGAAGUUCCCGAUAAAUAUUUGAGCAGUUGGUGAUAGCUUCUAAAUUAUCCAUUAGCAUCUUAAUUCAUGAUUUUAGGUUUCCUGCAACUUUAAACCAACAUCAAACCCAGAUCUUUUUAGCAGAGCACUGAGGCUGCUCUGAGGAUAAGAAGUGUUGUUAGUGGGGAAAACGAGUCCAGAUUCUCCUCCUUUCUCCCACUGGGGCAGCUCUCGCCUCAGAGACCUCGCGGUUGCUAAUGUCAGAGCAUCCUCUCGACAGUCACCGGGGACCGAGGUGGGAGCUGGAUGUCUCGCUCAGAGUUGCACACCCUGUUAUUUUUAGCCCCUGUUAGCCAGCGGCCAGAUGAUGUUGUGUCAUGAGCACUUGUCACUGAGUUCUCUUUUGACUCUUGUACUUCUUAAAAGCAGAUUGUUUAUCCUUUGACCUUGGGCGACGUUACACUUGUCUUCAUAAUUCUCUAAUAAUUUCAUGUCAUACAAUCAAAACUUAAUUUUAUCCAGCUACUUGUCAAAACUUAAUUAAUCUUAGUUAAUCUGAAUGUUACUGAAUGACCGAAGCCUGGGCUGUAUGUGAACAUCUAACGUCUUUUGUGUGGACACAAACACAUUUACUAUUCCAUGUUGGAAAAUUAACACCAGCAGUUUGCAAAAUGGGCCUUUUUAAAAUGAUCGCAUUCUAUAUCAAUCAUGCAGCCUUUUACAUUUUCUUUUAUACGUGCCUUAUGUUAUCUUUAUACCUCUGUUACUACACUUGUAAGCAUUACCAUAGGACCACAGUGAUAGGAGGGUUUGACUAUUCGUCUUUUUCAAUUGUUAUUCUGUUCUUGUGCUGCCAACAGCUUAUCUCGGUGCAAUCACAUUUUUUGACAAUGGCUCAGUUGCUUCAGUCGGCAUCAAUGCACAGUGCUUGUGCAGAAACAACAAUGUGGGAAGAAACGGUACAGUGUGGGUUGUGUAUUCUAACGCAGCAACAUUAAAACGGUAUCCUUUUUUGACAUGUAUUAUCCAAAAUAUUAUGGUUGCAUUAAUGUCAAUUUUAUGAACUCCAGGAAUGUGUUACUGAAAUCACAGAUGACAACUGUUUCUUUUACAAUAAUAUUUAAGGGAAUUUUGAAUAUUUCUAAUUAAACACAUAAAUAAUAAAAAAUAUGUAUCUUUUAUUCAGGAGUGCCAAAUGAGGGAAGCAAACUAAAUGCACAAUUAUAUUUUCCCUCAACUUUUGAUUUUAGUAUCAAUUUUCAAUAUUAUAACACACAGAAUGAGUAUUGCAUUAAAUAACCAAUAAUAUUGAACUCAUUGUGACUGAUAUAUUAUCCUGAAAAGGUGUUUGUCAAUGAAGCAUUUGCUGUAAGCCACUCAAUAAACUGUGCUAAUAUG